This is a messenger RNA of Aedes albopictus (Asian tiger mosquito), 816 nucleotides long. RefSeq lists its product as uncharacterized. The coding region runs from base 1 to 816 and encodes 271 amino acids. The transcript has a single exon. The record is from RefSeq and is a predicted model, not a curated record. Lineage: Eukaryota; Metazoa; Arthropoda; Insecta; Diptera; Culicidae.
AUGACGUCCGAAGGCACGACGCCGACGGUGGCGACGCCGGCAGCAAUGACAGCAUCGACGACGACGGCGACAGCGACUACGGCGUCCGUAGCUGUAAAAUUGCCGGACUUCUGGAAGACGGACCCCGCGAUGUGGUUCGCACAAGCAGAGGCCCAGUUCGUCCUGGCAGGUGUGACCCGAGAUGAAACCAGGUUCUAUCAUAUUAUCGCCAAGGUGGACCAAACAGUUUUGUGUCACAUCUCCGAUCUCGUGGCAAACCCGCCGCAAGCGAACAAGUACGACGCUAUCAAGGAAAGACUUCUGCGGCGCUUCGAAAUGUCACCUCAAGCGAAGAUGGAAAAAUUGCUCAAUUCCUGCGAUCUGGGAGACAUGAAGCCAACGCAUUUACUUGCGAAAAUGCAGGACCUGGCGGCCGGCUUGCGAGUUGAUGACAAUCUUAUGAAAAUGUUGUUCAUCCAAAGGCUUCCGCCAAAUGUUCGAUCUGUUCUCGCGAUUCAUGAUGGUACUCUUUCCAAGCUGGCGGAGAUGGCCGACAAAAUGUUGGACUCAACGUUUUCCCACGUAGCAGCGGCGACUGUACCGGCGCCGCCAACAGCAGCAGCAGUCCCGGGCCAGGAGGAAUUAAAUGAGCAGAUUGCUUAUCUUACCGCCGAAAUUCGUAAGCUGAAAUCAACCAGAAGAGGCCGGAGUCGUUCCAGUUCGCGCGCCCGCCGUUCAACAGAUCAAACGGAAACAUGUUGGUACCAUCGAAAGUAUGGCAACCGAGCACGUCAGUGUCGUUCGCCUUGCGGAUUCCAGCGAUUUUCAAAAAACUAG